Molecule: messenger RNA, 5199 nt
Organism: Bufo bufo (common toad)
Lineage: Eukaryota; Metazoa; Chordata; Amphibia; Anura; Bufonidae
Gene: EPHA6
Product: EPH receptor A6
Exons: 17
Coding region: 50-3034 (994 amino acids)
Biological process (GO): axon guidance; protein phosphorylation; cell surface receptor protein tyrosine kinase signaling pathway
Cellular component (GO): neuron projection; plasma membrane
Molecular function (GO): transmembrane-ephrin receptor activity; protein binding; ATP binding
Source: RefSeq, a predicted model, not a curated record
GGCAAACGGAAGAGGAGCUGGAGCCGUCUUCAGAGGGACCCAGCUAGACAUGGAGUCCUGUAAUGGGAGGACUCUGGUUUUGAGGGCUCUUCUCCUCCUUAUUCUGCUCCUUAAAUGCUUUGUCAGCUCCAACCACUUCUCUGACAACCAGGUUGUGCUUCUCGAUACAACAACAGCCAUUGGAGAAUUAGGAUGGAAGACAUAUCCAUUAAAUGGGUGGGAUGCCAUCACAGAAAUGGAUGAAUACAACCGACCUAUUCAUACAUACCAGGUAUGUAACGUCAUGGAGGCAAAUCAGAACAACUGGCUUCGUACCAACUGGAUCUCUCGGGAUGCUGCGCAAAAAGUGUUUGUGGAGAUGAAAUUUACACUCAGGGACUGUAACAGCAUUCCUUGGGUGGUGGGCACCUGCAAGGAGACAUUUAACCUUUACUACAUGGAAUCCGAUGAGGCACAUGGACAAAAGUUCAAGCCAAGCCAGUAUAGUAAGAUAGACACCAUUGCUGCUGACGAAAGCUUCACCCAGAUGGAUUUGGGUGAUCGCAUCCUCAAACUCAACACUGAAGUGCGGGAGGUGGGUCCCAUUUCUAAAAAAGGAUUCUACCUUGCUUUCCAAGACAUUGGUGCCUGCAUUGCUUUAGUCUCUGUGAGAGUCUACUACAAAAAGUGUCCGUAUAUGGUGCGCAAUCUGGCAAUGUUUCCGGAUACCAUUCCAAGAGUUGAUUCGUCUUCCCUUGUUGAAGUCAGAGGGUCCUGUAUAAAGUACGCGGAAGAGAGGGACACCCCUAAAUUGUACUGUGGAGCUGAUGGGGACUGGCUUGUACCUCUAGGACGAUGUGUCUGCAGUGUUGGCUAUGAGGAGUUGGAUGGAACCUGCCAUGCGUGUCGGCCUGGAUUCUACAAGGCGUUUGCUGGAAAUAUCAAGUGUUCCAAAUGUCCUCCACAUAGCUUCACAUAUGUAGAGGCCACGACGGUCUGCCAGUGUGAAAAAGGCUACUUCAGGGCAGAGAAAGACCCGCCAGCCAUGGCAUGCACAAAACCACCUUCAGCUCCAAGAAAUGUCAAUUUUAACUUGAAUGAAACAGCUCUGUAUCUGGAGUGGAGUCCACCAUUUGACACCGGAGGCAGGAAGGACCUCAUCUACAAUGUAAUUUGCAAGAAAUGUGGGUCAGACCCCAGCCAAUGUGAACUUUGUGGUGGGGGAAUUCGUUUUGUACCUCGACAUUCAGGAUUAGUUAACUCCUCGGUAACGAUCGUGGACUUUUUAUCUCAUGUCAACUACACUUUUGAUAUUGAGGCAGUGAAUGGGGUCUCGGAACUCAGCCUAUCUCCCAGACAAUAUACUUCCAUCACCAUCACCACAGAUCAAGAAGGUCCUUCACUAAUUGGCAUGGUGAGGAAAGACUGGGCCUCUCAAAACAGCAUUGCUCUUUCAUGGCAAGAACCUGACUAUCCUAAUGGGGUCAUUCUGGACUACGAGAUCAAGUACUAUGAGAAAGAACAUGAACAGCUCAGUUAUUCCUCCACGAGAUCCAAAGCUCCCAGCGUUAUUAUCACAGGCCUCAAGCCCUCCACCAAGUAUAUAUUUCACAUUCGAGUCAGGACCGCUGCAGGAUACACGGGUUACAGUCAUAAGUUUGAAUUUGAAACUGGAGAUGAAACUUCUGAUAUGGCAGCAGAACAAGGGCAAAUUCUGGUCAUAGCCACCGCUGCAGUUGGAGGAUUUACUCUCUUGGUCAUACUUACUCUGUUCUUCCUCAUCACUGGCCGGUGCCAGUGGUAUAUUAAAGCAAAAAUGAAAUCUGAAGAGAAAAGGCGAGCGAACCUGCAAAAUGGAAACUUGAGGUUCCCUGGAACUAAAACCUACAUUGAUCCAGACACGUAUGAAGACCCUUCUUUGGCUGUUCAUGAGUUUGCAAAAGAGAUAGACCCAUCCAGAAUUCGCAUUGAAAGAGUAAUUGGCGCAGGGGAGUUUGGAGAGGUUUGUAGCGGAAGAUUGAAGACGCCUGCAAAGAAAGAAAUCCCUGUGGCCAUUAAAACUUUAAAAGGAGGUUACAUGGACAGGCAGCGGCGAGAUUUUCUGCGAGAAGCCAGUAUCAUGGGACAGUUUGAUCAUCCAAAUAUCAUCCGGCUCGAAGGAGUCGUUACAAAAAGCAGACCUGUAAUGAUUGUGGUUGAAUACAUGGAGAAUGGAUCCCUGGACUCAUUCCUGCGGAAACAUGAUGGCCAUUUUACAGUCAUCCAGCUGGUGGGCAUGCUGCGAGGAAUCGCCUCUGGAAUGAGAUACCUCUCUGACAUGGGAUAUGUUCAUCGGGAUUUGGCUGCCAGGAAUAUCCUUGUAAACAGCAACCUCGUGUGCAAAGUCUCAGAUUUUGGACUUUCAAGGGUGUUAGAAGAUGAUCCUGAAGCAGCUUACACAACCACAGGUGGAAAAAUUCCCAUCCGGUGGACAGCCCCAGAAGCAAUAGCCUAUCGAAAGUUUUCUUCUGCAAGUGAUGCCUGGAGUUAUGGGAUUGUGAUGUGGGAAGUGAUGUCUUACGGAGAGAGGCCAUACUGGGAGAUGUCUAAUCAAGAUGUCAUCCUGUCGAUAGAAGAAGGUUAUCGUCUCCCUGCUCCAAUGGGUUGCUCAGUCCCUCUUCAUCAGUUAAUGCUUCUCUGCUGGCAGAAAGAAAGAAAUCACCGACCUAAGUUCUCAGACAUUGUGAGCUUUCUAGACAAGCUCAUCCGCAACCCCAGCUCCCUUAAUAUUCUGGUUGAAGAUGUUCUGGGCAUGCCAGAAUCACCGGGGGACACACCAGAAUAUCACUUCUUUGUCACAGUCACAGAGUGGUUAGAUUCUAUAAAGAUGGGUCAGUACGCUAGUAACUUCAUGGCGGCUGGGUUCACAACGUUGGACUUGGUUUGCAGAAUGAGCAUUGAUGACAUCAGAAGAAUUGGUGUGACGCUCAUUGGACACCAGAGAAGAAUAGUGAGCAGCAUACAGACUUUACGAUUACAAUUGAUGCAUAUACAAGAAAAGGGAUUUCAUGUAUGAAAAUAGUUGAAGCAACUGUUUUGUGCCUCAGUAUUUCUUUAACGGAAGAGAUUCUUAUUCCUCAUCAUGGAUUCUCGCUCUCUAAACUACCGGACUCUUGUGAAGAGAAAGAGAGGGAGAUCUGAACACUUCCAGACUGAAGUUUUUGAAAACUUUAAAUAGAUAUGUCUUCAAGUUACGGACAAGUAGAAUCCUGGGCCCCACUGCAAGACUCCUGGCAACUGAUGAAUGACUUACGCAUGGGUGUAAAACGUUGUGCGGCAUCUGAUCAUGAACUCAACGGCGGUCGCAUCAACUCUAGCUUCCUUCUUAUGUAGCAAGAUGGUGGUAUCAGUCUAACCUACCGACUGCUGUGGUUUUGUAAUCUUGUAGCUAAUAUAAAUUGUGCAUAUUAAAAUAAAAGAGAAUACAGAAAAUAUAGAAAGAACAUGUUAGGUGAAUUUUGGAUGUAGUGUUUUCAAUGUACCUGUUAAAGAGGUUGUCUGGUUUAGAAAAAUCAGUCAAGUAAUAGGAAUACUGAGUUAAUAUGGAAGGUCUCCCGUUCAGGUCCCUAAUCUAUUAUCUAGAGCAGAGGGAAGCUAUAACGAGCAUCUCUGGCUCUGGAGGACCUAGCAAGUCUAUGAAUUACAAUAGAACAUAUGUAAUGCUUAAUUUUCCCUGCGGUGGUGCUGUAAAUUUAACACCUACUGCCAGGUUGGCCCAAAGAUUAGAGCUGAUCACUAAAUGUCCCAACAACAAGACAGCUUAUGAUUAGCUUACGGUCAGGAGACCCUUCUAACAAAAAGGCACCACCGAAAGUAGACAACCUCUUUAAUGUCACACAAUGAAGGCAGCCGAUUUGAGGACCAGAUAAUAUGGUGAAUUGACAUUACUGAAGCAAGAGGCACUUUAUUUACAUCUAAGUGAUGUCACUAGUUCCCGAUGAAUGCACAAGGAGGAAACGGGUCAACAUCAAAUGGCUGCCCCCGUUGUGUGUAGGUCAUGGGUGCAAUGUGGAUAUCCAAAACUGUAGCUGCUAAUGUUUUUUUUUUUUGUUUCCUUAUUUUUGGAGAGUAAUAGAUAUAUCUACAAUGGUUUGAUAUAGUGAGCUUGUGUGUAUGGAUAUUUGAGGUUAUAACGAAGUGUACUUCCUGAGGCCCAGGAUUGCAUUGUCCAUGUAAUCGAUGCUCUAUAUUCUUGUACUUUUACAGUUUAGAAUCGAAAAAAAAAGAAAUCUUUGUCUUCUAGUGUUUUUACUUCAUCUAUGCCUCAGAAAUACUUUCCAUAAAAAAGAUGCAAGAGAGCUUUGCUAGUCUCAUGAGCAGCCAGAACGUGGACCUACCUGUCCGAUGUUUUCUAGAGAAUAUAUAAAAGCACAUGGUAAAAUAUACAAUAGGACAUAGAUUAUAUAUAAAUGUUUCAGUACUCCACGUCUUUCAUGGUUCAGUAUGGGUAUCAUAAAGAUCUGUUUAGUUGGUCAGUACCACUUUCCUUUCCUUCCUCAUGUAUAGUGGCAUAUAGUGCCUUUUACAGGGUCUGUCAUAUUAACAUAGGAUUGCUGCUUUUUGAAAGACCCAAUAAAAGUUCUCUUCAAGGUUAAUUCAAAGUUACUACUUGAUAUCUUAUUUCUGUAUUUCUUCAACCAAUACGAGUGGUACACGCUAUGGUCAACACACAACGCCCCGGUACAGAGCCACUGAGAUAGCCACAGAAAAGAUAAAAAUCAUUAUCCAUAGACAUCUGGAUCAGAAUUUUAACCGUGCAGGAAUACGAAGGAUGUUUAGUUUAUGUUUAUAUUGUAUUUUGCAUUCUGUAUUUCAAAUUAGGUCUAGAAUUUCAUGAACCUUGAAGCCAGACUUGUAUUGUACAUGAGUAGACAUGGCAAUGGGGAUCCGGGGUAGAGUCUAUAAUGGAUAAAGAGUCCUGGCCUAAGACCUUUCUGACAUAAAAGGGUUUUUUGGAUCUAAAGUAUCUGUGGAACUUCCAAUAGAUACACAUAAGUGAUACUUACAAGGCCCCAACUGUUGAGAGAAGGAGUGGCCAGCUUGAAUGGAAAAGUGGUGGCCCUUCCAUGCAGCUCUUGAAAUUUAAAAGUAACCCAUCAACAGCUUUAUGCUGCCCAAACCACAGACCCCUUUUUUUAUAGUCUUAAAAAUGACUUUGGCGUGGAGAGAGAUGCAGCUUUC